AACCCAGUUCCUUCUUUUCUUCCCCCCCCCACACACCAGGGCAGCCCAGCCAUGGCGCUCUCUCGCCACCUUACCUCGCCGUGCGCUGUGCACGCGUGUCUCGGAGUAGUCUAUCGCGUUUUUUCCACCGCCAUCCCAUCCGCCCCUCCGUUCGCCGCCUCUCUCGCCCCUUCCCACGCGCUAACUUGCGCCGCAUCGUCGCGAUCCGAUCAACCAACCCUUCCGUGCACCUCACACGAUCUCGAGCACCAAGGAAGCGCAGCGGAGCCGUUGAUUCACCCAGCCAUCCCCGUCGCAUCCGGCCCGUCCGUUUUACCCCCGACGGAAUCGCGAUCGACGCCGGACGAUGCGAAUCAAUUUGCGGUGAUGGCGGUUCCUAAGAGGAAGGUGACGCCGUCGCGGAAGGGCAUCAGGAAUGGGCCCAAGGCGCUCAAGGCCGUGCCUGUGGUCGUCAGAUGCCUGAGCUGCGGCGUUGUGAAGCUGCAGCACCAGUUCUGCUGCAGGGACGGCGACAGGUACCGCACGGCAGCCACCCAGUAACCUACUGACCUGUAAUACCUCAGCCACACAGCUUUGAAGGGUACAAGUCCAACUGCCAUGGCCCAUGGGGUCAGUCAGUCGGGCAGCAGUGCAGUGCGAGGUCUGGCUUGCUCAAUCACAUCAAAUCUCUUCAUCAACCAUGCUGCUCCUUAUUGCAAAGCAUCACGGAAUAAAUGAAUCUGGUUCCU
This is a messenger RNA of Closterium sp. NIES-67, 728 nucleotides long. The record is from the annotation of a GenBank genome assembly. Lineage: Eukaryota; Viridiplantae; Streptophyta; Zygnematophyceae; Desmidiales; Closteriaceae.